AUGAAGACUACUUUUGUUUGGUUCUCUGUUUUGCUCUUGUUGUUGACAAUGGCAGUUUUGGUUUGCUCUGUUUCUUAUGACAAUGGAGGCACCUCAUCGAAUACUCCUGGAAUGGAGCAUAAUGAAUUGACAGUGACUAUCAAAAGCAGAAAGCUACAGGGCAAUGUCUAUGGAGCAAGAAGGAUCGAUGAUGCAGGGAAGAUAAAUCUGGAAGAUUACCGUCCAAUAGAUCCAGUUCCAAGCUCAAAAGCUUCAGUAAGACCAGGGCCUAUACAGCAUGGGACUCCUCUUAUGCCUUAUAUUCCUAAGCAGCCUUCACCUCCUCCUCCGACUCGCUCCAACCCCGUUGGGUUUCCAUAG
Solanum verrucosum is the source of this 360-nucleotide messenger RNA. RefSeq lists its product as uncharacterized. Lineage: Eukaryota; Viridiplantae; Streptophyta; Magnoliopsida; Solanales; Solanaceae. The record is from RefSeq and is a predicted model, not a curated record. The transcript has 3 exons. Bases 1 to 360 code for a protein of 119 amino acids.